UGUAUUGAUUGAUUUAAAUAAUAUUUGAUUAACUGAUGUUUUUUUUGACAAUUUAAAUUCAUUUGAAAAUUAUUAUUCAAUUUGAAUUAAAUUUUUCAUUCAUCUCAUUCAAUGGUGAUUACAAUUAACCUAUUUGAUUUGAGAUACAAUUUGAGUUGAUUAAAUUGCUACAAAUGAAUUGACUAAAUUGUCACUGAUGACAAUUUAAUAAUCAUAUAAAUUGUUGUUUACAAUUAUUGAUUGAUUGAAAUUGAAUAUAUUUCCAAUGAUUAGAAUUGAUUUCUCAUUUUCACCAAGUUUUAAUCGUUCAACAUUGAUGAUGAAGUUAAUCACAAUUGGAUUUAUAUUAAUCGGUUCAAUUUUUUCAACCUCAUCUAAUUACUUUAAUUUCAAACAAUUAGCUGAUUAUGGGUUGAUUUCAGAAAACAAUUACUGGUGUCAAAUUUAUAACGAUUGUAAUGUUUUACCUUACAAGGUUUGCCUAAUUGUCGGUAAUCAAACUAAAUCAGUGAUUCCUUUGAUUAAUGACAAUUUAACUGAUCAUGAUGGACAAUCAACUUUAUGGAAGUGUAAAUGUUGUGUUGUUAAGGGAACCAAUAUUUUAAUUCUUAGGAGCCUUUGGUUUGAAGCAAUUAAACAAUUAAAUGAAUUAAAUUACAAUUCCAAGGAUAAGGAUAACCCAAUGUUAACCAUAACAGUUUCAUCAACAGAAUCAUCAUCAUCAUCAACGGAACAAUCAAGGUCAACAAAUUAUGAUUCAGUGUCAAUUGAAAUAAUUAACAGUGAUAAUAGUGAUUUGUUGAUCAAUACAACCUCGAGUAAAUUUUUUCAAUUCAAUUUAUCAACUGAUUUACAAUCAACAAUCACGGAGGAAACUGAUCAAUUGGAUUCAAUAACAACUGAACCAAGUGAUGACCCUGACAAGAUAAUCGCCGGAAAAUUGUAAUCGUUGAUUGUUGAUUUAAUUGAUUAUCACUUUGAUCACUGGAAAGUUCUGUCUGGUCAAUCAGUUAAUUAUAAAGGUUUAAUUGUUGACACGGUAAUUAUGGUGAUUAAGAUUGUAUUAGAUACAAAUUGUAACAGUUUCAAUGUUUUCACCAAUAAACUUUCAACUUUUUCACCAUAAACGGAAAAGUUUCAAUUCAAA
Panonychus citri (citrus red mite) is the source of this 1147-nucleotide messenger RNA. RefSeq lists its product as uncharacterized. Bases 266 to 946 code for a protein of 226 amino acids. The transcript has 2 exons. The record is from RefSeq and is a predicted model, not a curated record. NCBI's taxonomy places the organism in Eukaryota, Metazoa, Arthropoda, Arachnida, Trombidiformes, Tetranychidae.